Naegleria gruberi is the source of this 1809-nucleotide messenger RNA. RefSeq lists its product as uncharacterized. Bases 1 to 1809 code for a protein of 602 amino acids. NCBI's taxonomy places the organism in Eukaryota, Heterolobosea, Eutetramitea, Acrasida, Naegleriidae. The transcript has a single exon. The record is from RefSeq and is a predicted model, not a curated record.
AUGGACAAUACUCAACCUGCUGCAAAACCAUCUCUGAGAUUCUACAUUCCCAUUACACCCAUCGAUUUUGAUAGUUAUGAAGAUCCACUCGCUGACAAAUAUCCUACAACUGUAAUCAAUUUUAAGAAACUUUUACGGGAUGCAAAGAAGUUUAUUGAAAAAACCUCUGGAAAAAGAGUUUCAACACCCAAACGAAAAGCUAAAAAGGUAGUUGAUGAUGAUGAGGAAUCGGAGGGUGAAAUGAUGGAGGAUGAGGAACCAUCUAAAUUACCAACAGAAACAAAUGCUACUACCACAAGUGAUAAUAACAAUGAAGCAUCUUCAUCAUCUACGAUAGGUUUUGGUUUCUUGGCCAGCAAUAAUGACGAAGAGGAGGAAUAUGUUUUCGAAUCGGAAAGUGCUCCAACACAACCACAACCAUCAGAACAAGAAAAAGACAAACAGAGAAGAGAAAAAUUAAAGACCAAUACCAUUCUUACUACUGGAUUAUUAACACAAUCCGAUAGAGGUGAGAUUGAUCCUGACGAAUUGGAUUGGGAAUUAUUGUCCGAGACAAACUCUCAUGCAAAUCGUUUGAAUGAUGUGAUUCACAACAUUACAAAGAGAGAAAGACAACUCAAAUAUUCUCUCACUCUUCCAGAAAGAGGUAGUAGUAAAAGCACUAAGAAGAAGAAGGAGGAAGAAAAGAGAAGAUUCGAUUAUGAUAGUGAGGAUUCAUUCAUUGAUGAUACAGAAUAUGAUGUAAUUGCUACUGAUUUCCCAAUGAUUCCACACCAAGAAGCUCAACAAUUAGAAAAGCACACAUUCUAUGAUGAUGAAGAUUCUGAAGAAGAUUCCGAUGAAUCAUCCAGUGAUGAAGAUGAUACUCUUGGUGGAGAUGAUCAAAAGAAUUCUAAAUUCCAUGAAGAAAUUGAAGAAGCAAUCACUGAGCUCGAAGAACUCUCUAAAUCACUCGGGUUUGACUCUUCUAAAUCCUACAAGACCAUUCCUCCAGAACUCAAUGAAGGAAUUAAAAAGUUGGCUCUUGCUCGUUUGAAGCAUUUCAAGAAGGGUGUACCAAAUACACUUCUCAAAAGGUUGAGAAAAAUUCCACCACUUAACUUUGGUCCAAAGACAAUCAAGGAUCGAAUGAAGUCACUCGUCAAUGAGCAUGAGCAAGUUGCUUAUCCAGCAGAGAUUUCCACCUUGAAGACUGCACUCAAAGAGGCCCUCUUUAGGGAAGUUGCCAACAAAUUGAAUGAGACAACCCUUACUUAUUCUGCCACUGUUUAUGAAACUCUUCGAGAUAAAUUUAGAAAGGAGGCAAACAUGAGACUUUCACUCUCUCAAGAAACCAACGAGCUUAUUAAGCAAAUUAUUAACAAAACCUUUGAGUAUGUCGAUAGCCAUAACAAGGGUAAGCCAGUUGAGGAACAUCUCGAUAAGAGAAAGGAGCUAGACCAAUUUAUCAAGGAAUUGCGUAGCAUUUGGCCUUCAAAGACAGAUGUCAUUAAAAAGUUAAAGGCCUUAGUUCCAGAAAUUGAGUCAAUUAGACCAUCUUCAAGCAGUGCCUCCCUUGCAACAUCUUCAAAGGAAGGCUCUUCAUCAAAACCUUCCGAAGCAAGCUCAUCCAGUGCUCCAAGCUCUUCCACAACAACUGGCGAAGAAAAGAAGAAGAAAAAGUCAUCCUCAUCAUCAGCCGAUGGAGAAAAGAAACGUAAGAGAACUGUAAAGAGAAACAAGUCAGAAAAGAGUGACAAGAAAGACGAAGAUAGUGAGCCAGAAGAAAAGUCUGAACCACCAAGAGUAGCUAAAAAGAAGAAGGAAUAA